Messenger RNA from Paramecium primaurelia, 407 nucleotides. The record is from the annotation of a GenBank genome assembly. Lineage: Eukaryota; Ciliophora; Oligohymenophorea; Peniculida; Parameciidae.
AUGAAAAGAUAAAAAUAAUUUGAAUUCAACAUAAAUGAGAAAAUCUCUUAUCCUUAUACACCAUUGAGAAUGAGUCCUAGUUUUCGUAUUAAAUUUUAAAGUCCUACAAAAGUUUAAAAGAUCAAAUUCAUUUAUUAAAAAGACUUAAAGGAAUAUGAAAGUCAUUAUUUUGAUUAAUUUGUUGACACAAAUCGUAUCCCAACCAUACAUACUCAACGAGCGUAAUUUUAUAAUUUUAUCAUAUUAGAGCAAGUUAAAAAUAAGCCUAGAUGCAAUUGAGACAACAAACACCUAACUAUAUUAAUUUGAAUCCAAAAGAUUCUGAAUAAGAGAAUGAUAAAUUAUCAGAAUUCUUAAGAAUUAUUAGAGGCAAAAAGCAGGUUAGAAUUAAUGAACAUUAAUAAUGA